CCUGUUCGCUAAGCCAGAUCCUCAGCGCAUUAUGUAACUUGCAGACGAAAUCGAGACCGUUUUUUUACCUGUGAUUAAACGGAGGCUCAUCAUGAUAUCGCGUACCUGAGGGUUGGUGUUUAAAGGGUAUGGCUGUGAAAGGGAUUUGAAAAAAUGGAGUUUGUCAUAGGGGCGACAGCAGCCUGUGGGGCAUGUAUUUUCUCCAACCCCAUGGAUGUGCUCAAGACGCGCAUGCAGCUACAAGGGGAACUGAAGGCUAGAGGGCAGUACACCAUUAUCUACAGGAACAUAAUUCAUGCUGGUAUUGCUGUAGCGAAGGCUGAUGGGAUAUCGGGACUCCAGAAGGGACUAGUGCCGGCUCUUUCAUACCAAGUAGUCAUGAAUGGAAUGCGCUUUGGACUGUACAGAAGGAUCCUCGACUCAGGAAUCAUAUCGCGUGCUGAUGGCAGUGUGUCGUCGCUGGGUUGCAUUGCAGCUGGAGCUUUUGUGGGCGUGGUUGGUGGUGUAGUCGGAAGUCCUUUUUAUCUUGUGAAGACUCACCUACAAUCACAUGCAGCUGAGUCAAUUGCUGUGGGUCACCAGCACAAACAUGAAGGACUCUUAUCUGCACUGCACAAAAUUUUCAAUCAAGAAGGUGUCAAGGGAUUAUGGAGAGGAGCAACCACCUCCAUACCUAGAGUCGGUGUUGGUUCAGCUGCACAGCUCUUUUCUUACUCAAAAAGCAAGGAUUGGCUCGACCAUUAUGGGUUGUAUCCACGAGACAGUUGGCAAAGUACAUUUGUUGGUGCUAUGGUUAGUGGCUUAGUGAUUGCAUCAUGCAUGAGUCCCUUUGAUGUUGUUGCAACAAGAGUUUAUAAUCAAGGACUGGACAAACACGGCCGUGGGUUGCUAUACAAGGGGAUCACUGACUGCAUUGUGAAGAUCUACAAGACAGAGGGUGUAUGGGGCUUCUACAAGGGCUGGUCUGCUAUUUACUUCAGGAUUGGUCCGCACAGCUUCCUCAACCUCAUAUUCUGGGAUCAUCUGCAGAAACUCUUUCUAAAAUACAGGGAAGAACAUGAUGCCGAUAAGAAUGGAUCAUGACCUUGAAAGUGAGUUUAUUGCUUAGCGUAAUGCAGGUAAUCAUAUAGUAGUUGGAAGUUAUUAUUAAGAUGUCCAUGUAAAUGUACUGAUAUAUAAUUCUUGCACGGUUAAUUGCCUUAGCUAAAGUGUAUGAACAGCACAAAAAAGUGUCAUAUAUUUUAUUGUUAUUAGUUGUUUUGUGUAUAGAAUAUUUUUGUAUAAUAGAUUUUAUUUUAUAGGUGUAAAUAAUCUUGUAUACUAAUUUGUUUUUCAUGAAAGCGAUCUGUUGUGUAGAUUUUUUAAUGCAAGGAGAAUAGUGCUCCAUCAGAAGUUUUGUAUAUUCUACUUAAAUCAUACAAAUUUUAGUUAUUUUUAUAUUCCACUUUUUUUUUUUUUUUUAUCUCAUUGAGAUACUGUUCAGGAAUAUAAGUUCCGGAACAUUAACUAUUAGUUGCAAAGAUUUUGAUUGCAAAUAACAUUUAUUAUCCAUCAUAAUUUUGUCAUAUAAAGUGCUCAUGUAACUUCCUUUACAUAUAAAUGCAAAGAUAACUGAAUAUUUUUUUGCUAGUCAAUACUCCCAUGUAGUACUGAAAAGUACAAGAUAUUAAAUGAGGCAUCAGGGAACACAGUGGCAUGUGACUGAAAAUACAGUAAGCUGAUACAUUGCAGAAUCAAAGUACAAUAUCAAAUAUCAAUGUAAAGAAAUACAGAAACUUGCUUCGGGCAGAGCUUGAAAAGUCACUUACAGCAGAGGUUCGUUGUCCUUGUACAUGUAUUGAAUUGUAUUAUAACAUAUUAGCGUAUUAGUGCAAUGGUGUGUUAUUAAUGGUAAGGUCCAAGACAAUUACAUUAAGAAACACUAUUGGUAUUUGCUGUCAUUAUUUUUUUCACAAUUUUUCAUGUGAAAGUAAGAAUCAACUUACUGGAAAUAAAAAAAAUAAUUAGAAAGUAUGAGAAAUUCCAACUAUGAAUUCAUCGUCUUUUAUAAAACUUCUUUCAAUCUAUAAUUUUUUUCGUGAUAAUGUUAAAGACACAUAGUUGGGAAAAAGAUGGAAAUCAACAAAGAACGCUUUUUAUGUGUCACUGUGUUUCAAGUUGCAACUAAUAUAAAAGGGUCCAUAUGUUGCAUCAUUACACAAAGAAUAAUAGUCACAACAUUUAUGAAAAAUUUGUUUUUUGUUGUUGUUUUAUGAGUAAUGAUUUUUUUUCUGUUUUAUAUAGAAAGCAUUCAAGUUUAUUAGUGAAUAUAUCUUGCAGAUUCUUUUUUUCAUGUAUAUAUAGAGACAGUCAGCCAUAUUGUAUUUGGUUAAAAAGAAAAUUCAAAUUAUAGCCACAGUGUAUUAUUAGUAAAACAAAAGGCUUAAUUACAGUUGAAUAUAUAUCUUGAAUCUGCACUCAUUUUACAAUUUUUGCAAAGUAAUAAUAAACAUUUGAUUAUGACAUUUAUUUUUUUAUAAUUAGAAAUAUAUGUAACUAUGUUGAGAGUGGUAUUCCACAUAUAUAAUCACUGAAAUUGUUUGUUGCCAGGUUCAAAGACCUUUCUAAGCAGUUUAUUUUGCAUGUAGUCAGUGGAAAUACCUAUAUCACUGUUCCCAAAUUUAGAGAUGGUAUAAUCAUAUAUAU
Messenger RNA from Penaeus indicus, 2685 nucleotides. Its product is annotated as solute carrier family 25 member 35-like. Bases 154 to 1083 code for a protein of 309 amino acids. The transcript has 8 exons. The record is from RefSeq and is a predicted model, not a curated record. Lineage: Eukaryota; Metazoa; Arthropoda; Malacostraca; Decapoda; Penaeidae.